GAAGUGUUCUGAGACGAAGUGUGAUCAUACAAAGCUUACUUUCCCUUAACAGUUGCAUUGACAAAAUUUCUCUCGUCUUUUCAGAGGGGAAGCAUCUCUAAUUCAAUUCAUUCCCGUAGACGUGGCUAUGACAGUGAAAACGGUUGAAUGUUCAAGAAAAUCCGAGCGAUCUUAAGGAGAUUACAAACGCCCACCACAUUUCUCUGGUCCCCAGCCACCCGUCAUCUCUGUUCGCUAACCACACACCAGGACAAUGCCAUUCACCAGGCACAUAAUCAACGGUUUCCGGUACCAAGUGGCAGUGAACGAACACGGUCGGAAAACACUGGUUGAGGUUUUGAAGUGGACGUACAAGGGAGGAAGCCUAAGCGUCAAAAAGUACUUCGAAACACAGAGGGGUACGAACAGGAAAUUCAAAGAGAUGUUCAAUGCUGAACAACGUGACAUACUGAAUAAAGAAACCCCAUAUCUGCUAAACGUUGAUGCAACCUUUAAGGAAUAUGACCUUUCUCUCCUUUAUACCAUUCUUCGGAACUUUUGUGGGCUGGAGGGACCCAACUCAGACGCAUGGAAGAAUCCUGCUUCAGGGAAAAAACUGGAAUACCUUAUAUGUAGGCUAAAGCAGGAGCGUAACGACAUUGCACAUAUGAAAGUUAUCAAAGAAUUAACUGAUAAAGAGAUUAUAAAGAAGCUGAAAUGGCUGAAGUCCCUAUUAUCAAGAAUUAUCAGAACAGCCGGCACCAUUGCUAGGAAGCAACCACACAUCCCACGUACUCUGAUCGAGGGAAUCAAACAGGAGUUUAAGCAGUUAUUAACAAAGGUACGGGAGCCAUUAGAUCCUGAUGACCACUCCUUGCUACCACAACUACAAAAAGAGCUUAUGAUUUUUCGUAAUAUUCUCGAAGAACAAGUCAAAGAGGACAGUCGUAUAGAACUGCGCAAGCUUUACCCUAACCAAUGGGAUGUUACCCUUGCGAAGUGGCUGUAUCCAGAUCUGACAGUGCGCCCAAGCCUAAAUUUUACCAACUUGAUCAUCAAAGAAGACACGACACGUUCCUUGCCCUUCAACACGCACCCUCGAACCAUAUCCCAUGAGGACAUUCUUCAAGUGGAGCGCAGUAAUGGUGAUCUCCCUGAAGUACUGAUUAUAUCAGGUGAAGGAGGUAUGGGGAAAACUACCCUCCUUAAAUUCCUGCUUGAGACUUGGGUGGAACACCCAAAGCAAAUCAAAGGACUUGAAAAUGUUUCACAUUUGAUGUACUUCCAGCUUCGAGGCUCUAACAUCAGCAGUUUGAGGGAUUUGUUAAAGAUUUUGCUUCCAAACACUUUUAAGGAAACCGGAGUUAAGAUAGAGUAUUUUGAAGACUUCUUCUUGAAUUUCAGUAUAGUCUUUCUUCUAGAUGGUUAUGAUGAAGCAAACGAAAAUGCAAAGAAACUUGUCAAUGACCUACUAAAGUUUCAACGAAGCAAUAUGCGUUUUGUGAUAACUACCAGGCCAGGCUGCUUGAGCGAUCUGAUUCCUAUUACAGAGCAAAGAAAGAAGGUAUUGAACAUUGAAAUCAAGGGAAUACAGAGGAAAGACCGUAUGUCUUUUAUAGAAAGAACAUUAUCUGGGAUUGAACCUAAACCAGACAACAUAGAUGCAUUGAAGGUCAAUAUCAUUGCAAAUCUAGAGACCCUACAGAUGGACUUGGAUGAGAUGGACAUCCCACUGACAAUAACACUUGUGAUUAUUCGUGAGUUGAAAAAUCCCACCGAACGCUCUACAGAUAUCUAUGAGGAUUUGACAGUACUCAUGAUGGGCAAAAUCACAGACAGGUUAGCAGUGCAACAGUAUUCUGAUGCUGCAAACAAGGUAAGCAAAUAUUUCAGUACCUUGAAGAAAGUGUCCCUUCGUGGUCUGAAAAGAAAAGAACAUGACCUGUUGCCUGACACACUGCAGGAAUUGGAAGAUGUGUGUGAAAAGCUGAAAGUGCCGCACAUAGACAUGUUAUCUGGAUUUUUCAGUUCAAAGAGAACCUGGAACGGUGCAUCAUUUGAACAAACUUGGUCCUUCCCACACAAUAAGUUCCAAGAACACUGGGCAGCUGGAUUUAUUGUCACACAGUUUUCAGAUUGGAAAAUGGAAAGAAUUCGAGAGCCAUCUAAGGAAGAGGUUGGAUGUUUAGUGGAUCACCCUUUCUUGAAAUUUUUCUUUGAAGACUCUGAAGAAGCAAGGCAAUUUUUUAAAGACAGUGGAAGUGAUAAAGAAGAUAUGUUUAUCGAUUUAAUGUGCAAAGUAGCAAGUUUUGGGUUGAAGAGUCAAAAACCACUGAUUAAGCAAUAUCUCCCUGCACUCACUAGUCUUCUUCUAUACAGCAAAUGUUCUCGUCCAGUAAAAAGAAAGAGAUGUAACAAAUUGUGCCGAUUACUGCAAGCAACAGGGAAUGCAACAAAUUUGUUAGAGAUAUGCAUUGCUGCACUGCAAGACAUUGAAGAUAUUGACAUAUUAGGAAGCUUCUAUAAAGAAAUAGUAGCAUUGACAGACCACCUUCGGCCUCAACAUGUCAUUCGGAUAACGGAAGACGAACCCGAAGAAGACCAUAAAUGUGAUGUGGAUUUUGCCUUUCACCAGCUGAUCAAGCGAAAUGUCGAAAUCAUGACACAAGAGAAACUUAAAGAUGAAACGGUCCCAAAACUAUUGGAUUUUGCACGAAAUGCCUUUGGUUCCGUCAAGAAGAUAUUAAUUUCAGAAACAGCAUCUGAAGGAGUCCACGAAUUGACAUCAAGUUUGCCUAAAUUACUAGAUGCAUUCAAGUAGUAUCCUACUAUAGUCUAAUGUUCGCUAACAGGACAGGUUACCAUGUACUGAAUGUGUAUUUAUUUCAAUAUUUGUAUUAAUUAGUGUAAGCAAAUGGUGAAGUCAUUGAUCGUAGUGACCAUAGUGACGAUAUCUUCCCAUUUAAGUAUACAUAUAUAUCUGUAAGAUUUGCCCUUUGUAAUAGAUGUUAUUUUAUUCAA
Molecule: messenger RNA, 3000 nt
Organism: Penaeus indicus
Lineage: Eukaryota; Metazoa; Arthropoda; Malacostraca; Decapoda; Penaeidae
Exons: 2
Coding region: 254-2800 (848 amino acids)
Source: RefSeq, a predicted model, not a curated record